Messenger RNA from Austrofundulus limnaeus, 6189 nucleotides. RefSeq names its product zinc finger MIZ domain-containing protein 1. Gene Ontology annotation, molecular function: SUMO ligase activity; zinc ion binding. Gene Ontology annotation, biological process: regulation of transcription by RNA polymerase II; protein sumoylation. Gene Ontology annotation, cellular component: chromatin. The record is from RefSeq and is a predicted model, not a curated record. NCBI's taxonomy places the organism in Eukaryota, Metazoa, Chordata, Actinopteri, Cyprinodontiformes, Rivulidae.
CCCUUCUGUCCUCGUGGUGUGAGGAACUGGGGCGUCUCCUACUCCUCCGCCACCAGAAGAACAGGCAGAACGAGCCUCCAGGAAAAGUGCCAAUGCAGCCCCCGAUGAGCUCCAUGAAGCCCGGCCUCUCACACGGAGAUGGGUCUUUUCCGUACGACUCAGUUCCGUGGCAACAAAACACCAAUCAGCCUCCAGGUUCAGUGUCUGUGGUGACCACGGUCUGGGGGGUGACCAACACGUCACAGAGCCAGGUGUUGGGGAAUCCCAUGGCCAACAACAGCAAUCCUUUGAACCCUGGGGGUAAUCCUUUGGGUUCAGGUAUGUCUGGUAAUAAUCCGGGGAUGAACUCGCCUCAGUUCCCCAGUCCACAGCAGCAGUUCCCCAACAAAGGCAARGCAAACCAGGGCUACAUGCAGCAGGGUAUGUACGGACGACCCAACUACCCUGGAGGAGGAGGCUUUGGUGGCAAUUACCCCGGAGGGCCAAAUGCUGGACCCGGUGGGAUGGGCAUCCCUUCAAACUCCCGUCCUCCGUCAGAUUUCACCCAGCCUGCUGCUGCUGCUGCAGCGGCCGCAGUUGCUGCAGCUGCUGCCACUGCGACUGCCACCGCCACCGCAACUGUGGCUGCCCUGCAGGAAACCCAGAACAAGGACAUGAACCAAUACGGACCGAUGAGUUCCUCUUUCCAGAUGGGACCAAACCAGGCGUACAGCAGCCAGUUUAUGAACCAGCCUGGACCUCGUGGCCCUCCAUCUCUCCCUGGAAACAUGGGUGCAGGAAUGAACACGUCCAACAUGAGCGGUCCCCCAAUGGGAAUGAGCCAACCCAGGGGCCAAGGCAUGGGGCCUUUUGGGGCCCACGGCCAAAGAAUGCCCCAGCAGGGUUACACGGGACCCCGGCCACAGGGCAUGGGUAUGCAGGGCAUAAAAAGACCAUAUCCAGGAGAGCCAACUUAUGGUGGGCAGCAGUAUGGACCAAACAACCAGUUCCCUAGCCAGCAGGGGCAGUACCCCACACCCAAUGCCUCUAGGCCGCUGCCGUCCCCCAACUACCCCGGUCAGAGGAUGCCAGGACAGCAGCUCCAAGGGCAGUACCCGCCACACGGUGGUCCCAUGGGCCAGUACUAUAAGCAAGAGCCACCUUUCAAUGGUCAAACAAAUAACUUUUCAGGGAGUGGAUACCAGUACAACCAGGGUAACAUGAAUGGGCCUCCACGACCAGUUGGGAACUACCCACACUCCCCAGUGCCAGGCAACCCCACCCCUCCCAUGACUCCAGGGAGUAGCAUCCCUCCAUACCUGUCGCCAAACCAGGAUGUGAAGCCACCCUUCCCUCCUGACAUCAAACCAAAUAUCACGGCUCUCCCGCCACCUCCAGGCAACCACAACGAGGAGCUGCGCCUGACGUUCCCAGUUCGAGACGGGGUCGUCUUGGAGCCCUUCAGGCUAGAACAUAACCUGGCUGUCAGCAACCACGUCUUCCACUUACGGCCCUCUGUGCACCAGACACUCAUGUGGAGAUCGGACCUGGAGUUGCAGUUUAAGUGCUACCACCACGAGGACCGCCAGAUGAAUACCAACUGGCCGGCAUCGGUCCAAGUCAGCGUUAAUGCCACACCGCUCACGAUUGAGCGUGGCGACAACAAAACAUCACACAAACCCCUGCACUUGAAACACGUAUGCCAGCCAGGAAGGAACACGAUCCAGAUCACAGUCACCGCCUGCUGCUGUUCGCACUUGUUUGUGCUGCAGCUGGUACACAGGCCGUCYGUCCGCUCGGUCCUGCAGGGCCUCCUAAAGAAGAGGCUGCUGCCUGCGGAGCACUGCAUCACCAAAGUCAAGAGGAACUUCAGCAGCGUCGCGGCGUCAACGGGGAACGCCACGCUCAACGGAGAGGACGGCGUGGAGCAGACGGCCAUCAAGGUUUCCCUCAAAUGUCCAAUCACCUUCCGACGAAUACAACUUCCAGCGAGAGGCCAUGACUGCAAACACGUUCAGUGUUUUGAUUUGGAGUCGUAUUUACAACUGAACUGUGAGCGGGGGACAUGGAGAUGUCCUGUAUGCAAUAAAACAGCGUUGCUAGAAGGACUUGAAGUGGACCAGUACAUGUGGGGAAUUCUGAAUGCCAUUCAAAACUCCGAGUUUGAGGAAGUCACAAUCGACCCAACAUGUAGUUGGCGGCCGGUUGCUAUCAAAUCUGACAUCCAUAUCAAGGAGGAUCCUGAUGGACCGCUAGCAAAGAGGUUUAAGACGAUGAGUCCCAGCCAGAUGAUCAUGCCCAACGUGAUGGAUAUGAUUGCUCAACUCGGACCCGGACCUUCGCCGUACCCAUCGUUGCCCUCUGGCCAAGGUGGCAAUAACAGCGAAUACGGACACCAAGGCAACAGUUACCAAGGACACGGGAACUUUGAUUUCCCCCACAGCGCCCCUGGUGGUACGUCAAUGAAUGACUUCAUGCACGGCCCCCAGCUGUCUCACCCACCUGACAUGCCCAGCAGCCUGAUGACACAAGACAAGCCCCUGUCGCACAACAUGCCUGAAUCUAUACCUCAUUCUGUCGGCCCUGACCAGACGCACGGCCCCCUGCAACAGAGCUUACAUGCGUCUCCGCACCCUGGGAGCCAAUCGGGGCAGCAGCUACACCACAGCGGGCCUCCCCAGCCCUCGCGGCAAGCUCCGCCCCCUCAGCAACAACAGCAACCGCAGCAGCAGCUGCAGCAGCCUGGCCCCAACAACCAUCCCCACAACGACCUGACCUUCAACCCCUCCAGCAGUUUGGACAGCCAAGCGGGGUCYGACAUGCCCGAGCCAUCGUUAGAUCUUCUUCCCGAACUUGCCAACCCAGAUGAACUGUUGUCAUACCUGGACCCCCCGGACCUCCCCAGCAAUAGCAACGAUGAUCUUCUAUCGCUCUUCGAAAGCAACUGAGGCGAUUUCAGACAUGAACUUCUCUGAUUGCCUGCAGCUUCCCCGAGAAACCAUGGCAGUUACUCAGUACUUGAUAAACACAAAGAUGCACUCCUUUUCUCUUCUUCCUCUUGUACAAUUUUCCUUCGCCAGCGCAGAUUGACUACGACAUUUUCAAACUCAAAAAGACACGGCAGAACCUGGCCGGGUUACCGCACCCUCCCACCCUGUGGUGAUACCUUUGACUGUGCAGCUAUAGUUGAUUUUUUUUCUUUCUUCUUUUUUUCUUUUUUUUUUUUACACCACACACGUAUGUGUGCUCAUUAGGAAUGUGUUGUAGCAUUUUUAAAUAAGUUUUUGUUUUCUUUAAAAAAAAAAAGAAAAGAAAAGGAAUUCCUUGUAUAAACCUGAAAAAUAACAAAAAAAAUCUGUAUCUGGCCAGUGUGUGUUACGUUUUGUAGUCUGAGAGGCCACAACCUCAUGGUGUCAUCGCUCCAUUCCCUGACUGGUCUGGUUUGUCACACUGUUUUUGUCCACCAUCUGUUACAAAGCACAAAAAAAAUUUCAGGCACUGCAAAAAAAAAAUUAAAACAGGGAAAAAAUGUCUUUAUAAAAGAAAUGAAAUCAGUUUAUGUCAAAAUGUUUUCUAGAAAUUUGCUGCCAACGUUUUARUGAUUGGCUUCCAAUUCUGUCAUUUGUACUUCAAUCGGUUUUGUGAAGUUUGACUCUUUUCCCACAAAAAAAAAAAAAAAACAUUUAUGAGAAUCCGGUCUUCUACGCAUUGCGAUGUUAUCCACCUGUAAAGACGAGUGUUCUAUUUUAUUUAAUUUGUAUUUUUUAAUGAAAAGGUACAUCAUGAGAGAUUGGGGUUCCUGUGACGAUCUUGCCACGUUUAUUGCUUCCAUCAGCGUCUCCUUCCUUCCACGUCGCCCGCUCUGCAUGAGCCUUGUUGUCAGCACGUUUGCAAAGCUGCAUCUCUCUCUCCUCGGUGAACGAUGUGCUGUUAAAGUCGUGUACAAAGUGCAUGUGUGCCAAGCCCUCGUCUAGUGCUGUUCCAAAGUGGUGAAAAAAACAAAAAAGGAAAAAAAGGAUUUUUUACCGACACUUGUUUUCCACAAAGUUUGGAUUUUAUUUAACACUAACAUUGAAGGGUUAAUGCUGGUUUUUAAGUCUUCUAGUUCCUUUUUUUUCCUCUCUCUCUCUCAUUGUUCGCGUUGCUGCAUAUUUAAACCGAUCCAUUUAUCUUUUGGAAACUUGCUUACCAAAGCUCGAGGAAUGAGAAUGGAAAUGUUUGUGUUUGCUCAAUCCUGUGUAAGACUGCAAGGAGAUGCUUAUGACUGAGUGUGCGUCUGUGUGUGUGUCUGUGUGAUGGGAAGCGAUGGUCGGACAGGAAACUGUUGAGCCAUCCCUGCGGUGGAAGAAGUGAAUUUCAAAGCAGUAUUGGUGCAAACUUUUUUUCUUUUUUUUUUUGUUUUGUUUUGUUUUGCCACAUUUGUUUUCAAUUUUCACUUUUGGAGAAGAGUGCUGUUCAGUAUGCAAAUGUAUUAUUUUUUAAGAAAAUGCUAUCGUACUGUAAAUAUCAUUGUGAAUAUUUUUGUAUCAUCUUAAUAAUGUUCGUCCUCUGAUCACAAGUCGUCCAGCCCUAUAAGCGCUCCCAGAUCGGACUGUAGAACCAGCUGUCUCGCCCUCGUCGUCCGGAGGAAACCAGUUGAAACGUCUCAUAAGCUAUCCCCGCCCGUUUCCCUCCUCACUUCUCAUACCUCGCUGUCUGUUUUGCGUCUCUUUCCUCCGCUCACCGGGAUCAUGCUGCAUUUGCUUUUAGUUUGAAGCAAUACUUUCUUCCAGGCUAAAUGUGUGUUGAUCAAGUCAUGAAUUUCUCUAAACAUUUGAUCUGAGCAGUGGGGUGGGGGGGCUUUGAAAAUGAGGCGGUAUCAGCUGGCUGUCAYUGUAACUGUUGAUCUAUAUAAAUAUCACUAUUGUUGCUAACUGUUAAUACACAGUGGUUUUGUAAGAUAUAUCACAACCAUAUUUUAAAGAAAUCCAUGAUAUUGUUUAUAUUUUUGUUAUCGAAACUGUGGCUUUUUCUUAAAAGRAUGAGACCAUAAACCUUUUUAUCCCUCCUCGUCCCCCACCCCCACACCCCUACACAAACUUUUUUUGUUGUUGAUUUUGUUUUUGAUAAAUUAUUUUGUACUGUUUCCAUUUCCUUAAUAAUCUGUAAGGCUAGAAAUCCAAUUUCUUAUCACUUUAGCGUUGUGCUUCAUUAACCAGCGUGGGUUUUAUCGAAACGUAUUAUUUGUUCCAGCUGAGAGCGCCGACGUGUUUCAGGUCACAAGGAGACAUUGUGUUAACAUCCCAAAGCCACUUUUUUUURCCCCCUACUUCACCAUCCAAGUUGAAAUCCCGUGGAAGUUGUCAUCAUUUCAGCGUUUGUUCUUGCUUUCAAGAAAGCCAGCUUGGUGUUUCAUGCAGCACCCCAAGUGUGUAGUUGGACGAUCACGAUAAAAGGCCAUUUCUUUGGAAGAUGUUUCGAGAAAAAUUAAAAAUAACACACAAAAAAAAGUCAUAGAAAGGAAGGGCACGUUCUUAGGUCUGGCUUAAGAGAUGCUAAAGGCGAGGCUUACCAAACGUCCCAAGGUUGUCUGUAUAUAUAUGUAAAUUAUUAUAGAGACACGUGAACAGAAAUUAAUUAAUUUUCCUUGGGAAUGUGCAUUGUUUCUUCUUAAUAUGGUAAAAAAAAAAGCUUGCAACCCCUCUACUGGACGUGGCUGAAUAUGGAAAAAUGAAACAUGUUAGUUAGUGUCUGUUGGUAUUUCAGCAUUUUUGUUGCCCUGCCUCUGUAAUAUACUUUCACCUCUUUUGUUAGGGAAACUGGGACAGCUGUGUUUUACUAUUUAGCCUACAUGUUCUAGUCUCACCGGCAUACUUCGAGGUGCUAAAGCUAAAAAAUAAAAAUACAAAAAGAGAACAACAAAAGGUUACAAACCACUUGGAAGUGAGGAAUAACUUGGUGGUUAGGGAUGAGGUCCAGAAGACUGUAACCAAAUCCAUACGUUUGUACAAUUUUUGAUAUCAUGAACAGUUGGAAAAAUGAUAACAAUCUACGGUGAUUCAUGCAAUGUGGCCAUUGUCUCUAUGUUUGUACAUUGUAUGUACAAUCAUUUCAUACUCUAAACUGGUCAGAAAAUAAAGGAACUAAUUGUGAUUUUUAGUCUUGCAGAACUGUAUGUAGUUAGACGAUGUGACAACCUAAUAUUUAUCUAAUAAAUAUGUAUUCAGAUGA